GAUUGGGUGGAGGUGGGAACAGGUGAACUCGUGAGGCAAUAUUCAGAAGCCUCCUUCCCUUCAACCUCGGACUGGACAAGGCCCCUGCGGGAGGUUGAGGAAGGGGGCCUGCGGACUGAAGGUCCCGGGAGGACCGGGCGGGGCAGUGUGAAGUGAGGUAGGCGGAGUGAGUACCAUUCUCAACCCGUGCCUGCCACUAGUUUUCAUGGACAUCUGGGUGUCCUGGCGUGCUGCUGUUGGGUGAAUGAGGGGGGCUCUCACCCAGACACAGAAACAGUUCGUCUCCAUGCAUAAGCGCUUGGUGAACUAGGCUUUCUGACCAGCACCAAGUACUUCAUGAGGACAGGGAGGGGUGGACCCUGGCGCGUCUGUCCUGAGCAGUGGGGAACACACAAGACUAAAUUUGGGGGUGAGGGGUGUGGUGACGCCCCGUUUUACUCUGCACAUGGAAAGGAUUGGGACUGAGGGGUGGGACAGGAGACAGUGCCUCUUUGUUUUUCCUGGUCCCUUCCUGCUCGGGGACAAGUGACAGGACUCCAGGCCGCAGGAAGCUGCCCCCCCUUUUUUUUUGCUGGACACAGGAAGGAUGGGACUGGGAGGGGUAGGACUUCUGUUGCAAGAGACACCAGCCAUCUUCUUUUUCCUGGUCCCUUCCUAGUCCUCUAGCACAUGUGGAAAGGACAUCAGGGCCAACUCCGUGGAAACCUGAUACCUGUUCUUGCUUGUGGCGUUCAUUUAACUCUUCCUUGUAUCUGUAAUGUGCCUUUGCACACACAAUGUUCAGGAUUCCUGUGUAGCACAGGGAGGCUACUGUCAUGGCAUCCAAGAUCAAGAGCAAACCUCCUAAGCAGUCUGAGAUGACUCCUGAUCUACCAUCUGAUGAUUUACAGCUGCUGAGUGAAAAUAACCCACCUGAAAAUAACCCAGGAAACAGACCAGCCCUUGAAACCAGUGGGGAAAACAGUUCUUCCCACAAAACAGGUGGACCAAAGCCAGGGCCUAGUAAGGAAUCUCUUCAUGGAAGGAGGAAAAAGUAUAUGCAUUCAGUCAGUAAAACUAUCUACAACAUCGAGCAGAAUUCACAAUUCAUAAAUUCUCUGCUGAACAAGAAAGAGGAAACUAACCAGAAGUUGUGCCUGUCAGACAGACGAGUAAAUACGUGUGGAAUGCUAGUAACACAGCAGUUCUUCCUGCGCUUUCUGCAAGACAGUCGUGCUCUGAAUGUCACAGUGGUCAAAGUUAUCUUUUUCAGGCAGGAGAUUUAUCAGGAACAUUCUCAUCAGUUUUUGAAUUUGGUUGUGAUGUGGAAUAUAGAUGCAGACGAAGUCAAGAAACAUGGAGAAAAUCUCUCCAAUAUACUUGAUCAGCAACAAGAGCUUUUUCAUCAAUUUCAAGUUAUUCAUAAGCAGAAAAUAGAAGAAUUUAAGGAGCUAUGUAAUCGACACUUGAAGAAUCUACAGGCUAUUAAGAGUUGUCGCCGAAAAGCUAUUCUCGAGGAAUCCAGAAAUCAAAUGGACCUCUUGGAGAGGAAACUUACUACAGAAACUGUAAAGCUUCAGGAAGAAAAGGCUGGUGUUAGAUCGUCUCUGCUAUCCCUGCUAUUCUCAUAACACCUUGAAGAAAAUAGCUCAACCUCCAUAAUAAGAUGUCAUCAUCUAUUAUGCCGUGGAGACUGCAACUGAAGUGAUUGUAACUUCCUUUUUCACAUCUGUGAGGUGCCAGAAAAACUUUACUGAGAAUGUUUUGCUCUUCAAAAUUUCUUUGCACGUAGUAUGCUAACAUCAGUGAUAUACAAAGUCUUCUGUAUGGAUAUGGAUAUGGAUAUGGAUAUAGAUCUACCUGCCAUGGGGAAUCUUUAGCUGGAAACCUUUGAUUUAAUAAACAUGAAAUUGUUUCAGA
Messenger RNA from Mesocricetus auratus (golden hamster), 1899 nucleotides. RefSeq names its product X-linked lymphocyte-regulated protein 3C-like. Gene Ontology annotation, biological process: meiotic cell cycle; spermatid development. The record is from RefSeq and is a predicted model, not a curated record. Gene Ontology annotation, cellular component: synaptonemal complex. Bases 816 to 1610 code for a protein of 264 amino acids. The transcript is spliced from 9 exons. NCBI's taxonomy places the organism in Eukaryota, Metazoa, Chordata, Mammalia, Rodentia, Cricetidae.